Molecule: messenger RNA, 842 nt
Organism: Microsporum canis CBS 113480
Lineage: Eukaryota; Fungi; Ascomycota; Eurotiomycetes; Onygenales; Arthrodermataceae
Product: 60S ribosomal protein L24
Exons: 3
Coding region: 57-539 (160 amino acids)
Biological process (GO): cytoplasmic translation
Cellular component (GO): cytosolic large ribosomal subunit
Molecular function (GO): mRNA binding; structural constituent of ribosome
Source: RefSeq, a predicted model, not a curated record
AUCGACGUCAACAAUUCAACCUCGUAAACGCCGGCUGCGCAUCACCACAACUCAAGAUGCGUACCUACGACGACUCCUUCAGCGGUCAGAAGAUCUACCCCGGAAAGGGUAAGCUGUACGUCCGAGGCGACAGCAAGAUCUUCCGAUUCCAAAAUGGCAAAAGCGAAUCUCUCUUCCUUCAGCGCAAGAACCCACGUCGGAUAGCCUGGACCAUCCUUUACCGAAGACAACACAAGAAGGGUCUUUCUGAAGAAGUUGCCAAGAAGCGUACCCGUCGUGUCGUAAAGCACCAGCGUGCCAUUGUCGGUGCCUCUCUCGAUGUCAUCAAGGAGCGCCGAACCAUGCGUCCUGAGGCCCGUAUGGCCGCCCGCCAGGCAGCCGUAAAGGAGGCUAAGGAAAAGAAAUCUGCCGCUGAGAGCAAGAAGAGAGCUGAGAAGGCCAAAGCUGCCCAGAACGCCGCCCGAGGACAAGGUGGCCGAAUUCAAAGCAAACAGGGUUCAAAGGGAUCCGCUCCCAAGGUCGCUGCUAAGUCUCGUUAAAUCUUGCUAGAUGGGAGGUGGACGACGGAUUUACGGACUGUGUGGUAUUACGAUGGGUGUUUGGGCCUGGCAUGCUUUUUAAAGGGGUUAAAAAAACCAUCCUUCAUAAUGAGAGCGUUCCUUCGUGAGGCCUGUUACCAUCGAUUGAUGGGUAGGCCUGGUAAAAUGAACUAUUCUCUUUUACCUAUUCCAGCAGCGGUUUCAGCCAUACCAUGCUUCUUCCUUGACAGAACUCACGACUAUCUCAAGUUAUAUCUCGCCGUUCAAACCCCUGGCGAGUUUGAUGAUAGCUAAAAAUGAGAU